AUGAGUGAAAAGAUAAAAGGAUUAUUAAAUAGUUUAAAAAAGAAUGAUGAUAAGGAUUUAAUCAUUCAAGAAUUAACAAAAUCAUUAACUGAUUCAAAAGAUUAUUCAACCGAUAAUCGAAAUGAAAUUGGUAAAAUAAUAAUACCUAUAUUAAAUGAUAGAUUAAUCAAUGAUGAUGAAUAUACAAAGGAUGAAAAACAACAAAAGAUAUGUUUACUCACAGUUAGAUUAUUACGUAAUCUAUGUGCAUUCUCACCUGAUAAUCAAUAUCUUGUAUUGACUAGUCAACCCGAUCUAUUAAAUUGGUUAUAUUUACAUUUAAAAACAUCACCCAUACAAUCCAUUGCUAUUGCAAUCUCUCAAUUACUUGUCAAUUCAAUCGUUUCAAAUCAAUCAACUCAAUCUUUAAUUUGGAAUCAUUGGUUUAAAUCAAAUCAAUUAUUAGAGAUUAUAACAAUUUCUAAAGAAUCAACAAUUGGAGGAAUAUUAAUGUUAAUAUAUAAUUGUUUAUUAAAUAAUAAGAGUAGAAUAGUUGAAUUGGUAGAUAAUCAAGUUGGAAUUGAAUUGAUAAAGAAAAUAAUUCUAUUGGCAGAUCAAUACAAUGAUGAUGUAUCAGAUAGUCAUAAUCAAAUAUUUCAUUGGAUUUAUUUAUUGAUUAGAUUAUUGAUACGUGAAAAUACUCUACCUACUAUAUUCAAAUCAUUUGGUUCUGAAAAUUAUAAAAAUACUACAAUCCCUUUAAAAGAUAUUACUCAACAUCCAAUAUUUAAAGGUGUCCUAAAUGAUAAUUAUAACUCUCCUUCAAUUCAAGAAAUGGAUGAUGAUGAAGAGGAUGAUGGAUUGUUAGAAAAAUCAUUAGGAGAUGGUAGUGGACGUACAAAUCAAGAUCAAGUUAGAUUAUUAAAUCUAUUGGAUUCACUAUUGGUAAAAGAAAGAAAUAUUUACAAUUAUAUUCAAAAAGAUUCAAUUAUGGAUUUAGAAUGUUGUCUAUUCCUACUUAAGGAAUUGAUUGUAUUGUAUAAUAUGGAUUUUAAGAAAAAGGCAUUACCAAAAUUCAAUAAUCAAUCUACAGUACUCAAUGAAAAUGAUUUUGAUUCAAUCUAUUUCAUUAUAAAGAUUCUUGCCAAUAUCACUUGUUAUACAGAUGAAAUGUUGGCUCUGGUAGAUGGUAAAACAACAGUACCAGGUGUUGGAGAUGAUUUAAAUACUGCGUUGGCAAAGAAUGGAUUGAUUGCUCUGUGUGUUGGUACACUUCAUACAACAGCAGACACUGUACCACACGAUCCUCGUAAACCAGUAGACCAAGACAAAAAACAUGAAAUGGGAUUUAAAAAGGAAAUCAUUCGUAUCCUUGGUAAUGUUGCCUAUCUAAAUGAACCAAAUCAACAUGAAAUUAGAGAAUUGGGUGGCAUUCAAUUAAUCUUAAAUAAUUGUAGAAUUGAUCCAAAUAAUCCUUAUAUAAAAGAAUGGGGAGUAUUUGCAAUUAGAAAUAUAAUGGAAAAUAAUGAAAAGAAUCAACAAUUGGUACAAGAUUUAAAGAUGCAAGGUGUUGCAAAUCAAAAUGAAUUGGAAUCAAUGGUCUGCGCAGUCGAAGAUAUAAUAGUAUCAGAAGCAAUUACAAAAGAACAAGCAGAAGAUGUAAUGUAUGAGAUACCAAUUGAAAUAUCUAAUCUAUUACGAUCAUUAUGUGAACCUUUUCUUCAAGUUGCUACCUUUAACAAAGAUAAAAUGUUUAUAGAAUUAAACAAGAUUAUAAGUGGUCAUUUUAAUACUUUUUUUAAAGGUAGAUUUGUUUAUAUUCAAUUAAUUAAUACAAAAAAUGAUAUAAUAGAAACAUCAAAUGUAUCAUCAAUGGUUUAUAGAAAAGAUAAACAGAUUCAUUCGAUUAUUGAAAGAUUAAGACAAGUAGAAUAUGCUGGUAUGAUACCAAUCAAUUGUCACUAUGAUGAUACUUUUAAUUGUUUGGCUAUUGGUCAACCUGUUGAAUAUCAAAAAAAGGAUUUUUAA
Messenger RNA from Cavenderia fasciculata, 2007 nucleotides. It is a transcript of the gene atxn10, whose product is annotated as ataxin-10. NCBI's taxonomy places the organism in Eukaryota, Evosea, Eumycetozoa, Acytosteliales, Cavenderiaceae. The record is from RefSeq and is a predicted model, not a curated record. Gene Ontology annotation, cellular component: cytosol. Bases 1 to 2007 code for a protein of 668 amino acids. The transcript is spliced from 7 exons.